UCCCCCCUCCACCACUGCCUCUGUUGGCCUAAACAUGGCAAUUGUCGAGAAACAACCCAGCAACCAGCUUCCACCGGAACCCUGUGAAGAUGGCCCCUCAGUAGAGGCAAUCAGUUAUCCAGAAGGUGGAGUUGCCGCAUGGACGGUUGCCCUGGGCUCAUGGUGUUCCAUGACAGCCGGGCUAGGUAUGGUCAACUCGGUUGGGGUCUUGGAGGCAUAUGUGUCGACGAAUAUCCUAGCCUCGAGCUCGGCAAACACCACCGGGUGGAUCUUCGGCAUCUACGUCUUUGUCUCUUACUUCUGCGGCGUCCAGAUUGGGCCCAUCUUCGAUGCCCGGGGCCCGCGCGGGCUGAUGCUGAUUGGGAGCGUCUUUCUGCUGAUCGGUACUUUUACGCUCGGCCUGUGCAACGAGUAUUACCAGUUCAUCCUCGCGUUCUCCGUCCUCAGCGGUAUCGGGAAUUCUUUCCUGUUCACCCCCGCAAUGGGCGCCAUCUCGCACUGGUUCCACGAACGGCGCGGCGAAGCAAGUGGCUUUGCCUUCACCGGCAGCGGCUUUGGUGGCGUGCUCUUCCCACUGAUGAUUCAGUCUCUGCUCCCACAGGUAGGAUGGGCGUGGUCGACGCGCAUCGUCGGCUUCGUCUUCCUCCUGCUGUGCGCCUUCAGCGUAAUCCUCUGCCGCAGCCGCCUCCCCCCCAAGAGAGGCGCAGAAACCUCCUGGCGCGACAUGGUACCAGACCCGCGCAUAUUCAAGGACGGUACGGGCGCCAUGGCCGUCACCACGGCGGGCAUCUUCUUCCUCGAAUGGGCGUACUUUGUCCCCGUGACGUACAUCCCAAGCUACUACCUCAUCCGACAGGGCCUUCUAGAAGGCAAGUCCGUCAGCGGCGCGGCGGCCUUUGCAUACCAGCUGCUUGCGAUUCUCAACGCUGUGUCCUGCUUCGGCCGCUACCUUAUUGGAUACAUCGCUGACAAGAAGGGCCGCUAUAACACGAUGAUCGUCUCCAACACCAUCUGUUUCGCUGCCGUUAUGGGUCUGUGGCUGCCUGACGCACUGGCCGACGCCCCGCCCAGCAAGGCUCUUCUUAUUAUGUUCGUCGUGGUCUUUGGUUUUGCCAGUGGCUCUAAUACUAGCUUGAUGCCUGUCUGUGUCGGUCAGCUGUGCGCUACACAUGACUAUGGCAGGUACUAUGCUAGCGCUUACACCGUCGCCAGCAUCGGCUGUCUUACUGGAAUCCCAAUCGCCGGGAACCUUAUCACGUCUACUGGUCGGGGACGCCGUGGGUACUGGGGCGUUAUUCUGUUUACUGGUCUCAGCUAUGUGAUUGCGUUUGCUUGCUUCGUUUGGGUGCGGAUACGCGUGAAGGGGUGGAAUAUACGGACUGUUUGGUAGGUUUGAG
This is a messenger RNA of Aspergillus candidus, 1397 nucleotides long. RefSeq names its product MFS monocarboxylate transporter. Gene Ontology annotation, molecular function: transmembrane transporter activity. Bases 35 to 1390 code for a protein of 451 amino acids. The transcript is spliced from 2 exons. Gene Ontology annotation, cellular component: fungal-type vacuole membrane. The record is from RefSeq and is a predicted model, not a curated record. Gene Ontology annotation, biological process: transmembrane transport. Lineage: Eukaryota; Fungi; Ascomycota; Eurotiomycetes; Eurotiales; Aspergillaceae.